AUGGAUGACAGCGUGGUAGCCCAGUUCACUGAGAUUACUGGCGCGACGCCUGAGACGGCGACACAGUACCUACAGCUCUCCGAUUUCAACAUCGAGCAUGCGAUGCAGCUCUUUUUCGAAAACGGAGGCGCCCCCAUGGGCGAUGUAGCUGCCCAAGUCCGUCACUCCGGAUACGAAGAUGAAUCAGGCGUUGUUCACAUCGAUUCCGACUCAGAUGACGACAGGCCGACUCGAUCUACACAACCUGGAGCGGGUACCACGUUUGAUGAUGAUGCUGCCAUGGCUCGUCGCCUACAGGAGGAAAUGUAUGGGGGUGGAGGUCCAAACAAUGACGAUGAUGAGGAUGAUGGUGUGCGGGCGCCUAUGGCGCGCACCACCGAGACGUUAGUGGGACCGGAGCUUGAUUUCCACGAUGGCGGCAUGCACUCCAAUAUUCUGGGCCAGCUACAUGGUGGGCGAAGUGGACGAGGUGGACGAGGUGGUCGACCUGGGAUCUUCAACCAACAAGACUCGGCGUCCAUAUGGUCCGGUAGCUCAGCAAACCCGCAAGAAAUAUUGUCGCAAGCGACGGGCGGCGCAUCAGAUGCUUCAUCUAAAUCCAACAUGCUCGCAGAGAUGUAUCGACCCCCCUUCGAGAUCAUGUCUCGUCUGCCCUGGGAUGUUGCUCGCCAAGAAGGCCGGGACAACGAGAAGUGGCUGCUGGUCAACAUCCAGGAUCAGUCUAUCUUUGACUGUCAAGUUUUGAAUCGUGACCUCUGGAAAGACAAGGGCAUUCAGGAAACCAUCAAAGAACAUUUCAUCUUCUUACAAUUCUCCAAAGAUGAUCCCCGAGCCGCACCAUACCUCCAAUACUACUUCCAAGCUAGCGAAGUGUCUGAUAACUACCCUCAUAUUGCCAUCGUUGAUCCUCGAACUGGUGAGAAGGUCAAAGCCUGGACUGGUCAGCCGGUUGUCAAGGGCCCAGAAUUUCUCAUGCAGCUCCACGAGUUCCUUGAUCGUUACAGUUUGAACCUAAACGUGCGCAAUCCGGUUGCGAAGCGGAAAUUAGACAAACCAGAGAAAACAGUGGAUGCUAUGACAGAGGAAGAGAUGCUAGAUAUGGCAAUGAGGAACAGUCUUGGUGAUGAAGCCCCAAAGCCGGAUGACCCGGAUGACCUCACCCGGAGCACAACUGAUAUCAAGGGCAAAGGCAAAGCCACAGAGGAUGAUGAAAUGGGUGAACCAGAGCCUGUCGAAGAGGCCGGAAGCUCUCUAUUUUACUCCAUCCCCAGUGACCAGCCCCACGUUGAACCGGCUGCUGACCCUGCCACGACCACUCGCAUCCAAUUCCGCCACCCCGCUGGCCGUGUCAUUCGGCGGUUUGCACUGACAGACCCUGUCCAGCGAAUCUAUGAGUGGCUAAAGGCAGAUCCCCCUGUGGAAGGCAAGGUUGGUGUGGAGUUCGACCUGAACUCUCUGGGAAGCAACUUAAUAGAAUCACUGCAAACAAGCAUUGAGAGUGCGGGGCUGAAGAACGGAACCGUCAACAUUGGGUACUUGGAAGACUGA
Messenger RNA from Penicillium odoratum, 1548 nucleotides. RefSeq names its product DNA-protein crosslink repair co-factor UBX5. Gene Ontology annotation, biological process: proteasome-mediated ubiquitin-dependent protein catabolic process. Gene Ontology annotation, cellular component: nucleus. The transcript is spliced from 2 exons. The record is from RefSeq and is a predicted model, not a curated record. Lineage: Eukaryota; Fungi; Ascomycota; Eurotiomycetes; Eurotiales; Aspergillaceae. Gene Ontology annotation, molecular function: ubiquitin binding. Bases 1 to 1548 code for a protein of 515 amino acids.